This is a messenger RNA of Haliotis rufescens (red abalone), 2472 nucleotides long. Its product is annotated as MRG/MORF4L-binding protein-like. Gene Ontology annotation, biological process: regulation of transcription by RNA polymerase II. NCBI's taxonomy places the organism in Eukaryota, Metazoa, Mollusca, Gastropoda, Lepetellida, Haliotidae. Gene Ontology annotation, cellular component: NuA4 histone acetyltransferase complex; nucleus. The transcript is spliced from 4 exons. The coding region runs from base 47 to 826 and encodes 259 amino acids. The record is from RefSeq and is a predicted model, not a curated record.
GUCCAAUCGAAUAGAGCAUAGCCAUCAAAGGUGAAGGUUGUCAAAGAUGGCGGACUGUGAAAGUUCGAACUGGAAUGUAGAUAUGGAAGUGAAUUUAUUUCACGCAAUGAGGCGACAUAAGCCAGCUGGUGUAAAUAGGUAUUUCCAAAUGAUGUUCAUCCACGAUAAGCUGAACAACGCCAGUAGUCGGAAGAUCUCCUCCAAGCACAUCUGGAAACAUCUUACAGAGAUGUAUGAUUUACAGGCACUGAAUGAGUCUGAAAUCAUUCCCUUCCCAAACAAGGAGGUAGAGUUCCUGCUGCCUGAUGUAGACUACCAGUCUCUGAUGGAGAAGCCCUACCCCAGGAUUGACUUUGCAUCCAUCACCACUGAGGCAGACAAACAAGAGGGUAAAGGAACAAAGAGUGAUGGGAAAGGAUCUGGAUCCUCGAAUGAUAAAAGUAAACAUGACAAAUCCUCCAAUAGGGGUGAAACGAAAGGCUCUUCAACCCCACAUUCUAAAGACAGUAAAAGUGAUAGUAAAGGCACAUCAACUCCUCAUGGGAAAGAUAGCAAAGGUGAAAAUAAAUCAGGAAAAGAUUCCAAAAAUGACAGUAAAGGUUCCUCUACACCUCACGGUAAAGAAGGCAAGGGUGAAGGCAAAGGCUCCUCCACCCCCCACAGUGUGAAAGGAAGUAAAUAUGGGGUGUCGGGGUCGGGAGCCACAUCUGCAUCCAGCACCCCAGAAUCGACACCCAAAAGGAAACGAACACGCCAAGCAAAUUCCACGAAUGCAAGUCCGGCCACUCCAUCAGAUUCACAGCCUACAAAGAGAGGCAGAAGGUGAUCGUUUGGAGCUGAUGUUGUAGACUAUGUAUGUGAACAUGGUGAACAAUCAAAUAACACUCAGAGCACAUCUGCAGCAAUAGGACGAAAAAGAUAUUUGUUUCUGAACUGGGGUUGCAAGGGUAGAAAGGAUCCCCUACAUCUCAUGUUCCUGGUUUAAGAUCAAGGCCCUGUUCACAAAGCGAUCGUAGCACUACGACUGUUGUAAGUCUAUGUAAAAGUGUUGGCAUUACGAUAGUUGUUGUGUUAGUAUCGAUACGUGAAACAGGACCCAGGCCCCAAAUCUUGCAGUCUUCAAGGAUAAGGACCCUAAGCUCAGGCAUAUCAAUCAAUGUUAGGUUGUAAAAUGAACUAUGCAUCAUGACUUUUUGUUCAAGCCCAAACUAUCGUAUAAAACAUUAUGAGUUGUUUCAUUAUGUUUCUCUAAAGUUUUGUACCUGUUAUUGGUGGCCUCGUGACCGCCUCCGUUGACUUGUGGAUAGAGCAUCUACUCGGAGAGCUAAAGGUUGGUGGUUCAAUCCCCUGCCUGCGGCAUACUAAAAGACGAUAAAAGAUGGUACUUGUUGUUACCUUGCCUGGCAUUUGGCAUUAGGGGAUACAACAAGGAGUUGGCUCGGAGUCAGUAUACUGUGUCUGAGUUGGGUUUCCAUGUUAAAUUGUGGCAUGGAAUCUCUGUGGGCUAGUACUAAAAACCCGACAGUACUACAUACACCCCAACACACAUAUGUGCAUGUACAUUCGUAUUUAAGUCCAAUAAUCUCAGGGUUUACUGUAAAACAGCAGCUGACAGCAAGUGACAGUAAAAAUUUCCAAUUUGAAUUAAGAAUUCUCCUACUCCUCCGAAUUUUACAAAAACUAGAACAUUAAAAAUGUCUUAUUUUGAAUAUUACAAUAUUUUCACAACUUGCCUGCCAAAGGCACUGAGUUUGGGAUCCUAAAUAAAUCCCUGAAUCUUGAACAUGGUGUUUAACCCCAUUUCACCUCACCUUUUGUUGGCCUAGUGGAGUAAGGUGCCAGCUGUAGCUGUGUCAGCAUCCUCUGGGAUUGAGUCACGGGAUCGAGUCCAAAAGUAGUAAACACCUGCAUCUUGCAUCACUUUCCUGUCAGAUUUGGCUGUUAAGCUGUUUUAACAUUUGAGUAUUGUAUAAAACUGUUAUAUCCAAGUCACUCACUCAUAGGUGUGUCCAGUCUAGGUCUACAGUAUCUACUGAGUACUUAUUGUGUACUCUUGACACAACCCUGUGGGGAUUCUGGAUUCAAAUUUGCCCCAGCAACCUGUGCUGUUCAUUAGAGGCAACUUAAUGGAUCCAGUGGUCAGGCUUGGAGACUUGUCAGAUGGUUUGUCAUGGUACCCUGAGUUCCUGAAUCUGCUCACAUUAUCUCAAUAAUAUAAGCUCACUGGUUUGUCUGGUCCAGACUAGAUUACUUGCGGGCUGCCAUCGUAUAGCUUGAAAGGAAAUCUGUCUACAAUAAAAAUCAAGUCUGCAUUACAAGGGGAUGAUAGUUGGAGUCAAUUUACAUCAUUUAGGUUGUUUGCAGAAUUGUCAUCUUGACCAAAAAUCUCACUAUGCAUCAAAAUUUAAUGUGUGAUUUGAAAAAUAUCUGAAUGGCUAGUAUGGAAUAAAAAAACAUUUUGUUAUUUUCCAA